CUGGGUCGGACACUGCUCGGAGCCGCGGGCGGGAGGCCUGACGGACCGACGGACGGACGGGAGCGACGGCGGGCGAGCAAGAUGGCGCAGACUCAGGGCACCCGGAGGAAAGUCUGUUACUACUACGACGGGUUAUUGUGAGAUUCCAGUAAGAAAAUGAAUGUGAAGUGUCAUGUGUAAGAGGGGAUGUUGGAAAUUACUAUUAUGGACAAGGCCACCCAAUGAAACCUCACCGAAUCCGCAUGACUCAUAAUUUGCUACUUAACUAUGGUCUCUACCGAAAAAUGGAAAUCUAUCGUCCUCACAAAGCCAAUGCUGAGGAGAUGACCAAGUAUCACAGCGAUGAUUACAUAAAAUUCUUGCGCUCCAUCCGCCCAGAUAACAUGUCUGAAUACAGCAAGCAGAUGCAGAGAUUCAACGUUGGUGAAGACUGUCCGGUGUUUGAUGGCCUGUUUGAGUUCUGUCAGUUGUCUACCGGUGGCUCCGUGGCAAGUGCUGUGAAACUUAAUAAGCAGCAGACGGACAUCGCUGUGAAUUGGGCUGGGGGCCUGCACCAUGCAAAGAAGUCUGAGGCAUCUGGCUUCUGUUACGUCAAUGAUAUCGUCUUGGCCAUCCUGGAACUGCUAAAGUAUCACCAGAGGGUGCUGUAUAUUGACAUUGAUAUUCACCAUGGCGAUGGCGUGGAAGAGGCCUUCUAUACCACAGACCGGGUCAUGACUGUGUCCUUCCAUAAAUAUGGAGAAUACUUCCCAGGGACUGGGGAUCUACGGGAUAUUGGGGCUGGCAAAGGCAAGUAUUAUGCUGUUAACUACCCGCUUCGAGAUGGGAUUGAUGACGAGUCCUAUGAGGCCAUUUUCAAGCCGGUCAUAUCCAAAGUAAUGGAGAUGUUUCAACCCAGUGCAGUCGUCUUACAGUGUGGCUCUGACUCCCUGUCUGGGGAUCGGUUAGGUUGUUUCAAUCUGACCAUCAAAGGGCAUGCCAAGUGCGUGGAAUUUGUGAAGAGUUUUAACCUGCCUAUGCUGAUGCUGGGAGGAGGUGGCUAUACCAUUCGUAAUGUUGCCCGAUGCUGGACGUACGAAACAGCCGUCGCCCUAGACACAGAGAUUCCUAAUGAGCUUCCAUACAACGACUACUUUGAAUACUUUGGGCCAGAUUUCAAACUUCACAUCAGUCCUUCCAAUAUGACUAACCAGAACACAAACGAGUACCUGGAGAAGAUCAAACAGCGACUGUUUGAGAACCUGCGAAUGCUGCCCCAUGCACCUGGGGUCCAAAUGCAGGCGAUUCCUGAGGACGCCAUUCCAGAGGAGAGUGGUGAUGAGGAGGAGGAAGACCCUGACAAGCGCAUCUCGAUCUGUUCCUCUGACAAACGAAUUGCCUGUGAGGAAGAGUUCUCUGAUUCUGAUGAGGAGGGAGAAGGUGGUCGCAAGAACUCUUCCAACUUCAAAAAAGCCAAGAGAGUCAAAACUGAGGAUGAAAAAGAGAAAGACCCAGAAGAGAAGAAAGAAGUCACAGAGGAGGAGAAAACCAAGGAGGACAAGCAAGAAGCCAAAGGGGUUAAAGAGGAGGUCAAAUUGGCCUGAGCAGUCCUCUCCAGUUCUGGCUUCUUGCAAAGUGCCCGACCUUUUCUCCUGUAACUCCUCAGAUUUUAUAUUUUCUAUUUCUGUGUAUUUAUAUAAAAAUAUAUUAAAUAUAAAUAUCCCCAGGGACUAGACAGGAACCAGGGCCGUGAGCCAGGGCACACGUGCUGGGUGAGCUUUUCUAAUAGCUGCCCUGCCAUCCUACCCCAAUUCGUAAUUUUCAGCCAUAAAGGGUGCCAGUUCUGGGUGGAAGGGAUUCGAUUCCCUUAAACAUCCAUAGGACAAAAUUCCAAGAUGCCAAAUUUCUGCGUAGUGGCUUUGGAAAGGUGCCCAUAUUGAGCAUUCUAGGAAUGGCUGGGUCUUCAGGAACCCCUGUUCUUUACAGGCACCUUAAGGUAACCUCAGCCACAUUAGAUUGGUUCUGUUAUACCUUCCCACUGGCCCCCAGUGAGUUUCACUUAAACUCACUAUCUGACCUCCGACCCCUCUCACUCCCCCAUUCUGCAGGUGGGAAUUGGUAGUUUCCUUUUUGAGAUACUAUUUUCGGGGACUUUUUUUGUGUGUGAGAACCUUUGUAAUAAAAUGGUACAUUUCUAUACCCUCCUGAGCUCA
Messenger RNA from Pipistrellus kuhlii (Kuhl's pipistrelle), 2192 nucleotides. RefSeq names its product histone deacetylase 1 (gene HDAC1). The transcript has 15 exons. Gene Ontology annotation, molecular function: histone deacetylase activity. The record is from RefSeq and is a predicted model, not a curated record. Lineage: Eukaryota; Metazoa; Chordata; Mammalia; Chiroptera; Vespertilionidae. The coding region runs from base 222 to 1583 and encodes 453 amino acids.